Molecule: messenger RNA, 3363 nt
Organism: Neogale vison (American mink)
Lineage: Eukaryota; Metazoa; Chordata; Mammalia; Carnivora; Mustelidae
Product: collagen alpha-1(I) chain-like
Exons: 4
Coding region: 1-3363 (1120 amino acids)
Source: RefSeq, a predicted model, not a curated record
AUGCAGACCGUGAGCCUCCCUCGUGCCCCUGGCACGCCGGUCACUGACCGUGGGUCCACCUGGGACAGCGUGGCUGGGCCCGCUGCCCAGGGGACCGGCGCUCAGCUCCCAGGAGCCUCGGAACGCGGAAUGCUCCCCACCACCCCGCCAGAGUGGGGCCGAGGCGUGGGAGCCGCCAUGUUGGACGCAGGGAGGAUGGACACGGGCCUGGCCUCUCUGUUCUGUUUUGGUUUUUUAUUUCUUGCCCGAUUCCGGCGUGGCCUUUUUCCUUCGGCAAAGGGUGGAGGGAGAGGCUGUGGGGGAAGGGGCGGUUGGCAUACGUGGUGCAAUACUGCCAUCAAGCGGAACUCCUCGGCGGACCCGCGAGCCCCGCGCUGCUGCGCCUUCCCCGAGUCGGGAGGCCCAGGAGUGACGUGGGAGUCCCAGGCGGGACGGGCGACGGGCGACGGGCGACGGGCGACGGGCCCUCCGCCCGCCUGUCCCCGCAACGGGCCCGAGGUGCAGGGAUCCCCGCCGCCCACCCGCCCUGGGCAACCUGGGAGUUUCCGGAGAUGGGCAGCGCGACAGAGAGCCAGCCCCGGGGGCCCUGCGGGUCCGGCACGGGAAGCCAGUGCUGGGCUCCCUGGUGGCCGCCAUGUCUGGGCGGAACCCAGAGGGCUGGAAGCCAGCCCGGAGCGGGAAGGAGCACCCAGCCGGCCCUGGGCGCCAGGCCUUUGGAGCGAAGGGGCUGGGGCGAUCCGGGGACGCGGGGGACCCAUCCCCAAGGAGCUGCAGCAGGAUGGGUCGGGACACCCGGUGUCAAGGCACCUGGAGGACAGGGCUGGUCCCGAGAGGGGAGGCGACGGGGGAGAUGGUCGUGGCGCCGACCCAGCGGAGCAGAGACCGGGAGAAACAGGCCCCCACGCGGGUACGAGCCAAAGUGGAAGCAGCAGCAGCAGCAGCAGCCUCGUUCCCCACGUACAGCCAGCUCCGCCCCCCACCCCACCCCCGGGCCCCAAGUGCCAAAUAACGGAUCUGGGCCCAAGAAGCCGCUGCCUGACACACACGGGCAGCUGCAGUGCCAUCUCCCGGGCUUCCCCGCCUAUGACAUCCCGCGGAGGCCUGGCCCCAGGGGCUUCCCCCAACCAAAUCCAGGCAGAGUCGCUGGCCCAGGCCCCGCUCUGGGCCUCCCAGUCGGAGUUUGCACACUGCCCGUUCUGGGCCCCCUUCGCCAACAGCCCACCGGAGCGGGCAGGGCAACGACAAAGAGAACGGGGCCGGCUGGCUCCUGCCUCCGCGCCCCCAUGCCACGCUUGCUCCGGGGUUGGUCAUCAAAGGACCGGUGGUGUGGAGGCGCCUCCCCAAAGGGCCAGGCACCUUGGGAUCGCAGGGCCCCUUCUGUCCCGCCUGGGAUGCCCACGUCCCUCCGAGCCCGGCCACCGCGGGGCGGGGGUGGGGCGGGUUGGGGGGCCCGGGAUGGCAGAAGAGUUCCGCUUGAUGGCAGUAUUGCACCACGAAUGCCAAGUGGCCCUUCCCCCAGGGCCUCUCCCUCCGCCCUUCGCCGAAGAAAAAAGGCCAAGCCCUGUCCACCCUGGCGGCAACAUGGCGGCUCCCAGGUCUCCGCCGCCGCUCUCCCUGGGGGAGACCUCCCGCCUCUCGGAUUGGGUGGAGCGGGGAGCCUCGUCUCCCCUGGCUCCUCGUAGCCUGCCCACAAGCAAGCGCGAGGCUCUCGGGGCCCUACGUGGGUCGCCGAGGCUCCCGGGCCCGGCCACAAACCCAGCCGGGCCGCCAUCUUGGCCCGCGCCGCUCGGCGGGACAGCCGGGGACACACGCGCUUCUGGUCCUGGGCCCGGAGCCCCGGCUACGCCCCGACGGCCGGUGCCCUGUCCUCCGUCGGGGCCCCUUCCCCCACUCCCGACCAAGGUCGGCGGCGGCCCGCGGGCACCGGCCGUGGGGUCAACAGUGAGGUCCACCUCCCGCGGCCAGAGGACGGAGGGGUCCCGGGGCCCGGGGACCCUCGCCACCCGCCUCUCCCUGCCGGUCCAGGCUCCAGCUCUGGACAGCUCCAGCCGGAGGGGAAGGCCAGGGAGGGGCAACCCCCAGGGGCGCCCCUGCGCCUCCGGGCCCGGGGCCGACCCGGUGCCAGCCGACCGGGACACCAGGCCAACGCACGACGCUGCUGCUCCUCUGUCCCGUCCAUCGACCCGCAUCCCGGGGUGGACACCUCCCGGGCACAUCCACUGCACCCUGAUGACCGGCCCCUCGGACCUGGGGCACAAGAGAAGGGAUGGACGGGCGGAGAGGCCCACACGCACACCCACGCUACUAAGCCCUCGAAAACACACCGGUGCUAACACAGACCCACGCUCGCGCCAAUUCACUCCAACACACACAUGCACGCACCCGCUCACAGAGGCCGCCGACCCCGCAAAACGUGGUAGACCAGAGCCGGAUGUCACCCUUUCCAAAAACCUCAGCUUGUGGCCCACGCGCCCCACAGCACGCGCCGGUGGCAAGCGGCCCCGCAAAGAGACACGUCCUCCCAAGGUCGCCCGGGCAUGGGCCACGUCGGUUGUGGCCCCGUGGCACCGCUCCGGGCACGCCCGCACGCCUGCCUGUCGGCCUGCCCAUCUCCCGGGCCCCGGUGAACGGAGCAAGCGCGGCCGGCGCCCAUCUCAGGGUAGCCCGCGCCCCCGCGCUCGCUAUUCCCCUGACAAGCGCCUGGCCCGGCCCGCCCUCGGGUCCCAGGGGUCACCCCGGACACUCUCACCUGUCCGGCCUUCCCAGCGGGCUGACCGACAGUUGCCCAGCGGCACCCCCCGCUCCGCCGCGCCCCGGCUUGAAGGCCUGAGCACCCUCGGAGCCGCAGGCCAGAGCCACGGGAAGACCCCCAACGGGGAUGCGCCGCCCCGCGAAGGAAGGGCCUGGCUCCGAGAGCAGUCCACAGCCCCCACGGUCGGACGGUCCGGGUGGCGCCAAGGGACGGUAACGUGGCGCGGGGUCGGGGGACAGCUGCGUUGGGUCGGCGGUCGGCCCGCCAAGCACAGUCCGGGCACGGGCCCCAAGGGCCCCCGCGGCACCCUUGUCGGCACCCGCCGCAAGAGGCUACACGUGCCCUGCCCGGGGACUGCCCCGGCCCUCAAGGACCUCCUCCCGCGGUGUCACCGCUGCGACACCCACCCUCCCCACUUGCAGUCAAGACGAGGCCAGCGAGGCCCGGCUCCCCGGCCUCGGGCCCAGGGUCACCCACUCGGUCUGCUCUGGUUAGGCCCCCAGGGGACGGCAAGCCAAGCGGGGUGGCCGACGGUUCCGGGGACCCAACGCCGCGCGGGGGCCCAAACUGCGCGGAUGCCGCCGGGCUCGCGGGCAAGGGCUGGGGGAUAA